Messenger RNA from Neohortaea acidophila, 807 nucleotides. RefSeq lists its product as uncharacterized. The record is from RefSeq and is a predicted model, not a curated record. The transcript has 2 exons. The coding region runs from base 1 to 807 and encodes 268 amino acids. NCBI's taxonomy places the organism in Eukaryota, Fungi, Ascomycota, Dothideomycetes, Mycosphaerellales, Teratosphaeriaceae.
AUGGACGGCAUCAGGAGAACAGUUCACAUUCCCGCCUGGGUACCAUGGUUUAAGCAACGAUGGUACGAACUCCUUCGAUCGAGGCAUCCCAGCCACCCCUUCAGCGAUGGAGACCUCAGCACAGUCUUCGACCACCGUCAUGCCGUAUGCAUGGCAUGGUUCAACUGCCUAGUAGCGAACUACGCUCCGAACCCCUUACCAGGGCAAGUAGGAAUCUGUCGAGCACGAUUCGAGCUGGCGAUCAAUCACUGUGGUCUCGACCCGGCCGUGCAACACUUCGACCAUUACUUCCGGUGCUGCAUCGUGGAUCACGCUCGGAGCGGUGCAUUAGCGUUGUUUGAACAGCAAUUGGCAGCAGGCGAAGUGCCUCACCUGGCUGAGGAGCUGUUGGAGCAACAUCUAGCUCAAGGCCUCGGCGAAGUAAUCCUUGGUAGAGGGCCUGCACCAGGGCUCCACGUCGCGGUUCCUGCGGAACGUCCUCAGGGGCUGUAUGACAUGCCAAUUGACGAGCGUGGCCAAAUGAUCAACGGAGCGGCGACUGGAGAUCGCGGUCACAACCUUUACGAUCUACCCAUCCGUCAGGAACGUCCUCCGGGCCUGUAUGACAUGCCAAUUGACGAGCGUGGUCAAGUGAUCCGCGAGACGGCAGGUGGCGAUCGCGGGCUGCGUGACUUUUACGAUCUACCCAUUCGUGAACGUGCACCUCCACGGGGUGUUGGCAUCAUCGUUGGCGAGCGUGAGCAGGAUGCUGACCACAUGGUUGUUGAUGAAAGCCAGCCUGAGCGAGAGGGAGCGUCAGACGCGUGA